AUGGCGACCAAGCAGAGAGUCAUCCGGCUGUCCACCGAGCAGCCCAGCUACGUGGUCUGCGUGCUGGGCACCGAAGUCUCCAUAGACGUCAAAGGGUCCGCCCCGCAGGGCGCUGAGACCUUCGACGUCCGGGGGACCUCCGGCCUCAAAGUCUACGUGGUCUACAGCCCAACGCUGGUCACGGCGCCUGGAGGGGCCGGUCGGUGGCCGCUCCACUCCGACGUGGAGGUCACGGUGGCCCUGAACGGACCCAGCAGCACCGUCAACGACAACAAGGUGCGCGUUUCCUAUUACGGACCAGGAGGGACGACCCUCAUCGCCAGCGCCUGGCUGCACGUCACUUCCAUGGCCAUCUCCCUGGAGGCUGACACCAGUCGAAAUGGAGUGGUGGAGAGCAACGCAACCAACAAGACAAAAUGGACGUGGGGCCCAAAUGGUGAAGGAGCCAUUUUACUAGUGAAUUGUGACCGGGACGGCCCGAGCUCUGGGAACAUGGACAACGCUUACCCUUACGUGCGAUCCCACGCAGAUCUGCAAGAUUUGUCCCUGGUGCUCCUGAACACCCAUGGCCCCGCCGGCGUCUUCAGCACCCACAAGCUGGUUCUGCACACCUCGGUGUUCGAUGCAGGCAAAGUGAGAGUCUUCCAUGCUAACGGGGAUUCACCGCCGUCCAACUAUGAGCACGUCUUGGGGUCUGACAAGCUGUCCUACGUGGUGAGAAGCACGGACGGGAGAGCUCAGCACACCUUCUAUGUGGAGGGGCUUGCCUUCCCUGACGCGGGCUUCAAGGGCCUGGUUUCUCUGCAUGCCACCCUUCUGGAUCAGUCUAGCCAGAAUCUGCCGGCCACCCCGGUAUUCACGGACACCGUGGUGUUCCGGGUGGCUCCCUGGAUAAUGACCCCCAACACCAUGAAGCCCCUGGAGCUGUUUGUCUGCAGCAUUAAGGAAGGUCACCACCCCAACCAGGCCUUCUUGAAGGCUAUCAAAGUCCUGGCGAAGAAAGCCAAUUGCAAGCUGACGAUUUGCCCGGAGGUCGAGAAUCGGGGAGACCGCUGGAUCCAGGAUGAAAUUGAGUUUGGCUACGUGCAGGCGCCCCACAAGUCCUUCCCCGUGGUCUUCGACUCUCCAAGAAACAGAGGCCUCAAGGAGUUUCCUUUCAAGAAGAUUCUGGGCCCUGAUUUCGGGUAUGUGACCCGAGAACCCAGGGAUGGCUACGUCUCUGGCCUCGACUCAUUUGGGAACCUGGACGUCAGCCCUCCUGUGACGGUCAAAGGGAAGCAAUAUCCACUGGGAAGGAUCCUCAUCGGCAGCAGUUUUCCUGGAUCUGGCAACAGGAGGAUGGCCAAAGUGGUCCGCGAUUUCCUCUACGCCCAGAAAGUUCAGCCUCCCGUGGAGCUCUAUUCGGACUGGCUCACCGUGGGACACGUGGACGAGUUCCUGACAUUUGUUCCCGCACCCAACAGGAAGGGUUUUCGGUUGCUCUUAGCCAGUCCCUCUGCCUGCCUGAAGCUGUUCAAAGAGAAGCAGAGAGAAGGUUAUGGAGACGCUGCCCUGUUUGAAGGGAGAGUGGGCAGAAUCACAGUCAACGAUCUCCUGGCAGACACGAUCUUGCACGGGGACAGCAAGUACGUGCAGAGUUGCAUUGACUGGAACCGAAAUAUCCUCAAGCGGGAGCUGGGCCUGAGCGAGCGAGACAUCAUCGACAUCCCACAGCUCUUCACGCUGGAAGGCUCCACGGCGAUGGCGUUAUUUCCGGACAUGGUGAAUAUGCUCGUCCUGGGGAAACACCUGGGGAUCCCAAAGCCCUUUGGCCCCAUCAUCCACGGAGAGUGUUGCCUGGAAUCGCAGGUCCGCUCCCUGCUGGAGCCGCUGGGCCUGACCUGCGAUUUCAUCGAUGACUUUUUCUCAUACCAUGUGCUGUCCGGAGAAGUCCACUGCGGCACCAACGUCUGCCGGGAACGCUUCUCCUUCCCUUGGUGGAACAUGAUCCCCUGA
Varanus komodoensis (Komodo dragon) is the source of this 1995-nucleotide messenger RNA. RefSeq names its product protein-arginine deiminase type-3-like. Gene Ontology annotation, molecular function: calcium ion binding; protein-arginine deiminase activity. Gene Ontology annotation, cellular component: cytoplasm. The transcript has 16 exons. The record is from RefSeq and is a predicted model, not a curated record. NCBI's taxonomy places the organism in Eukaryota, Metazoa, Chordata, Lepidosauria, Squamata, Varanidae. Bases 1 to 1995 code for a protein of 664 amino acids.